Messenger RNA from Raphanus sativus (radish), 1116 nucleotides. RefSeq names its product vesicle-associated membrane protein 711-like. The transcript has 4 exons. Gene Ontology annotation, biological process: vesicle-mediated transport. Bases 209 to 871 code for a protein of 220 amino acids. NCBI's taxonomy places the organism in Eukaryota, Viridiplantae, Streptophyta, Magnoliopsida, Brassicales, Brassicaceae. Gene Ontology annotation, cellular component: membrane. The record is from RefSeq and is a predicted model, not a curated record.
CAAAGGCGAAAAGAUCUAUCCAGCUCCAGCUAAACUCCAAGAGGAGAGAGAGAGGGGCAGCGAUUCAAUCAUAUGCAGAGCAGAGAGGUGAGAGGCUCUGAUUGGUUCUCCUUCUCUCUGACUUGAUCUGGCGAUUCUCUGGUUUCCGCGGGAAACCUUCUUCGUUGAUCCUCCCUCUCUCCCCUCUCUUUGUUUGUUUGAUUCCGUCAUGGCGAUUCUGUACGCACUGGUGGCGCGUGGGACGGUGGUGCUGGCGGAGUUCACCGCGACGUCUACGAACGCGAGCACGAUCGCCAAGCAGAUCCUGGAGAAGGUCCCCGGGAACAACAACGACAGCAACGUCUCCUACUCUCAGGAUCGCUACGUCUUCCACGUUAAACGCACCGAUGGCCUCACCGUCCUCUGUAUGGCCGAGGAAACCGCCGGCAGGAGGAUUCCGUUUGCGUUUCUGGAGGAUAUUCACCAGAGGUUCGUGAGGACUUACGGCAGGGCAGUUCAUACAGCACAAGCUUACGCCAUGAACGACGAGUUCUCCAGAGUUCUCAGUCAGCAGAUUGAGUAUUACUCUAAUGAUCCUAACGCCGAUAGGAUUAAUCGGAUUAAGGGUGAAAUGAGUCAGGUGCGUGAUGUGAUGAUAGAGAACAUUGACAAAGUUCUAGAUAGAGGUGAACGCUUGGAGCUACUUGUCGACAAAACCGCCAAUAUGCAAGGGAACACAUUCCGUUUCAGAAAGCAAGCUCGCCGUUUCAGAAGCACCGUCUGGUGGAGAAACUGCAAGCUCACGUUCCUUUUAAUACUAGUACUACUGGUGAUCAUAUAUAUUGCCGUGGCCUUUGUCUGCCACGGACCUCUUCUACCAUCUUGCAUUUAAGUAAGUGGCAUCUAUAUCAUAAGGAACCUUGCUUGUGAUUUCAAAUCCUUAUGUUUAAAAAAACAAGCAUGUCUUACACCCACCUAUAUGGAAGUAUUCUUAUUUUAUAGAUCAAUGUGAAAGCUCAUUGCUUUGCGAAAAAUUGCAAGCUGUGUGUGAACUUGUGCUGUCAUCAUGCUCUAUAACUAUUUACAUAGUGUGAGUAAUAACAGGCUUGAUUCGUUUAUACAAGUUUUUGUAACUAA